UCUUACUGUGAACCCAACCUUACGCUUGCUAUGAAAUCUAGUAAAAGUUAUUAAUGUACCGGGUUAUAAUAAGCACAAUUUUAUUUUUCAGAUUUCAGCAAGAUUUUAUUUAUUUAUGACCAUGAUCUCAAAACCGUCUCAAGAGCUUAUUUUGUAAACAACUUUACAGAAAAAAGCUACAGUAUUGUUAAAUUAACCUUAAAAAAGGUUAAGUACUUUAAAGACAUUCGUUAAAUACAUUUUAACUUUAAGCUAUUUGAAACAUUUUACAUUGUUGGCUCCAAAUGGAAAAAGAAGAGAUUGGUGGUAUGCCUCCGUGCAUUCGACUUUUGGCACCUUAUUUACCACGAGACAGGAUCCGAAGGAAUCGCUUCAUCGGCAUAUUGACAAUAUGUCUAACUUUCACAGUACACAUCUGCUUUGCCGCAUCUCGCAAGCCUUUAACACUAGUGCAGAUGAAAGUAACUGUAGAAUGCAAUUUGUCCGCAGUUUCAUAUUCAAAUUACUCUUACAUCCCUAAUUGGUGUUCAGGUGGAUGGUGGAAAAAUGCAGAUCGUAGUGUAGAGCAUAUGAUGGGAAAUCUAUUAACAGGGUUUCUUCUUAUUCGUGGAGUAACCUCAUAUGGAAGUGGUAUUAUUGCUGAUAUGAUCAAUCCAAGAUAUUUUCUUUCUGCUGGAUGUUUUCUGACCGGAAGUUUUGCUAUAUUUUUGGGACUAGCUGAAAAAUGGAAUAUUGCUAGUUACGAAUACUUUGGUACAGUAAUGGCUAAUUUUGCCAUUUUUCAGUCAAUGGCUUGGCCAAUUCUUCUGGCUUGUACAAAUAACUGGUACGAUGGUUUUCGCAGAGGACUUUUUUACGGUAUUUGGAACAUCAGUAAUUAUGUAGACAGCGAAAUGGAAUUACCGAGAUGGUUGGAUCCUUCACGUGGUAUUAACUUCAUGCAGGCCGUUAGAAUUCCUGGCGUUAUUGAGUUCAGUUUGUGCUCCUUCUUCUGCGGAGUGACCAGUUACUUUUUUUCUUAUGUGUUUCAUUGCUAUAAUCUUGAAGAUUUGGAAAAAAUCCCAUCUGUGAGUGCAUUUUAUGCAAUGUCUUUUAUCACUGGAGCCAUAACAGGAGGUUUAAUAGUUGGCGUUCUAAAAGAUAUGUUUCAAAAGAGUGCUCUUUUAUGUAUAUGUAUCUUGGUCAUUUCUGUUCCAGUGAUCUAUUUACAACUCUUAUUUCUGAACUGUACUCACGGAGUUUUUGCAGUUAUCCUCCAUUUUGUUCUCGGUCUUUUUGUGGAAGCACCAUACAUUCUAUUAAAAUUAUCUGUUUCUGCAGACUUAGGCACACAUAGAAUGAUAAAGAGGGGUGUUCGUGGAUUGUCGACUGUUGCUGGAAUUGUGGAAGGGGCAGCACUUAUUGGAAGCAGUUUAGCACCUAUAAUUUAUAUUCACGUUGUUAAAUUCAAUUACAGAAAUGCUUUGCUGAUCAUGCCUGCAUUUCAGAUACUUGCUGCUUUAUGUCUUUUGCGUAUGGCCAUUGCAGAUUACAAAAAGAAUAUUGCUCGAGUUUCUCUGUCUGAUUAUCUUAAAACCACGCCUCGCUCUCUCAGUUAUGUUUGACUAUUGAACUGGAAAGACAGAUUUAGAGCAAUGAGGUUCAUUUUGCACUUUUUAUCCUUUGUCAUUAUGUCUAAGAAUAAAACAAAUAAAUACAAA
Molecule: messenger RNA, 1700 nt
Organism: Parasteatoda tepidariorum (common house spider)
Lineage: Eukaryota; Metazoa; Arthropoda; Arachnida; Araneae; Theridiidae
Product: glucose-6-phosphate exchanger SLC37A2
Biological process (GO): transmembrane transport
Cellular component (GO): membrane
Molecular function (GO): transmembrane transporter activity
Source: RefSeq, a predicted model, not a curated record